CUGACUUCCACCUUUGGUCGAUACCGCAAUGGCGACGAGGAUGUCGUGAACGUAUCCCCAGCUCGCUGCGCCGUCCGUAUCCGCCCACCAUGAGCUUCACCGGGCUUGCUCCGCCACCGUUUUUCCUUCCUACGCCCGGCCAUCCCUCAUUGCCAUGGGAGCAGUGGGAGCAGAUGUUCAGCGUGUACUUGCUGGCAUCCGGAGCCACCGCAUUCAAGCCGGAGCAACGCAAGGCUAUUCUUUUGCAUUGUUUGGGGGUGGAGGGCCAGCGCAUUUAUCAGACGCUACAUGCAGGCACCAGUGCCGUAGAACCGGCAGCGCCAAGUGCCGCAGCACUCGCCGAUGACAAGUCUGGUGUUGCCCCUCUUGACGAAUACGACUCUACACUCGCCGCAUUACGGCACCCGUUUUCUACGUCGCGCAACGUUAUCAUCGAGCGCCAUCGCUUUCACCGCCGCAGCCAACACACAGGCGAGUCGGUUCAUGACUUUGUUGCCGCUCUACGGGAGCUAGCGUCACAUUGUUCGUUUGCCUCGCAAGAUGAUGCUCUGCGGGACCAAUUCGUUGUCGGCGUAGCUUCGACUCGCGUACGUGAGCGGUUACGGCUCGAGGGUUCCACACUUUCAUUCGAGAAUUCUGUUCGAAUUGCACUUCAGUUUGAGCAGGCGGCUGAAGAGCUAAAGGAGCUUUCUGCUUCGGUCGAAGCAAUUUCAUUGCGGCAGCGUCGAAAACCAUCGUCACAUACUUCGAAAAAAAAAGGAAUUCACAACCGGCAGCAAACCUUAGAGCAGAAUUCAACGAGGAGCGCGGGCGGCUCACGUGCGCCGCAGCGGAACCACCCCCCUGAGCGGAACCGAGAACAGGCGGCAUUUCAGAAGAUGAUGGCGAAAAUCCUUGACCGCUGCCCUGGCGUGCUGUUCUACAUUGAUGAUGUCAUCUUUUUUGGCAAGACCGCAGAACACGUUUCAGACUUGAAGACCGUGCUGCAAAAGAUCAAAAACGCAGCACCUACCUCGGAGGCAGAGAUUGCGAAGGAGGAAGAAAUUGUCUCGUUCAUUGAGCCAGCCUGGGUGACAAAGGAGGAGUUCAGGCAGGCCGCUUUCGACGACAGUUGCCUGGAAACCGUCAAGUCAUCCGUGCUGAGUUCCUGGCCGCCAAAGGAGUCCAUACCAGAAGAGGCGAAACCAUUCUACGCCAUUCGGGAAGAACUUUCUGUUGUCGAUGACCUGCUUCUGCGUGGAGAGCGACUCGUUGUUCCGUCCUCCCUCACGGCUCAGAUCAUCGGCACCGCGCACGAGACACAUCCGGGUAUCACGCGCACGAAGGCGUGA
Molecule: messenger RNA, 1331 nt
Organism: Dermacentor albipictus
Lineage: Eukaryota; Metazoa; Arthropoda; Arachnida; Ixodida; Ixodidae
Source: RefSeq, a predicted model, not a curated record